Aspergillus calidoustus is the source of this 891-nucleotide messenger RNA. NCBI's taxonomy places the organism in Eukaryota, Fungi, Ascomycota, Eurotiomycetes, Eurotiales, Aspergillaceae. The record is from the annotation of a GenBank genome assembly.
AUGAAGCCGCAAUACAUCCUAACCGCCCUAGGGUCCAGUCCCCAACUCGGACAUCCUGACCGACCGGCUCGAUCGCUCUUCACAUUCGGCGACUCGUACACGACAACGGGAUUUAAUGUCACUUCAACCCAGCCAUCACUAGAUAAUCCCAUGGGCAAUCCCCCUCUCGGACAGGGCACCGCGUCAGACUCGAUCAACUGGGUCGGAUACGCAGCCACGGCAUUUAACCACACUCCCCUGCUGAGCUACAAUUUCGCCGUCUGGGAUGCCACCGUCAACAACUCCCUCGCCCCAGGUGCCCACGAGGAUCUUGUCGCCCAGGUUUCUGCCGGUUUCGAACCACUCUACUGCCUCUCGAGUUCGGUCCAUCCGGCGUCUGAUCCGGUCUGGGAAUCGGAUUUGGCGGUGUUUGUGCUGUGGUUUGGGAUUAAUGACGUGCUCCAGCUCUACCAAGACCCGGACUUCCUGCACAAAAUCAGGCUCGUCAUCGACAGCUACUUGGACCAACUCACCAAGCUCGAGGCCUGCGGCGCCCGGUUCAUCUUCCUCAUCAACGCCCCACCGACGCAUCGCACCCCAAAGUUCCUCGCGGGCGAGAAGAGGAAAAGAGAGGAAUAUAGACAGGGUCUCACCGAAUUUAACCUCCAAUUGGAGACCGCGGCCUCGCGGUGGGCGAGUGAGCAUGUUGAGUCUACCCUUGCCCUCUACGAUUCGUGGACGUUUAUGACAGGGGUCCUGGACCACCCCGCAGAGUACGAGUUUCCGGAUAUUACCUGUAUCGGGGAAGGCUGUAUCUGGUGGGAUGAUUUCCAUCCACGCUCUGCGUUCCAUAGGAUCUUGGCUCAGGAUAUCGCGGACCGUGUUCAUAUUGCUUUUGCCGGGGGAGUUUAG